This is a messenger RNA of Drepanopeziza brunnea f. sp. 'multigermtubi' MB_m1, 411 nucleotides long. Lineage: Eukaryota; Fungi; Ascomycota; Leotiomycetes; Helotiales; Drepanopezizaceae. The record is from RefSeq and is a predicted model, not a curated record.
AUGACUUUCUCGACUCAAAAGGAUUUCGGACUUAGCGAGGAUGCUACUCGCAAGAUAAUCGAGGACGAAGUAAAGAGGAUUCAAGCCCUCUUACCCCUCGUAAAUGCUCCGAAUUACGUGAGUAUCCGUAGACCUCUCCCUGGACCUAGAACCCUUAGAAUGCUUGCUUUUGACAAAGCCAACAUCACGGACCACAUUCGCCAGCUCGAACGAGCGUUUAAAGACUACGGUAUCGUUACCGAUUCGGAGAAGAAGCAAUGCUUUGCUGAAUACAAUAUUUCUGGCCCUCUCGGUUACAACAUACGUUGCAAUAUUAAGAGCCUCGGUAGCUUUUCGGAUCCGAAGGUGACCUGGGACGACUUCAAAUCGAUGGUCAAGGAGGAGUACAAGGCUUUCGACCUAGCUAAGUAG